This is a messenger RNA of Myotis brandtii (Brandt's bat), 1073 nucleotides long. RefSeq names its product exosome component 7 (gene EXOSC7). The coding region runs from base 109 to 939 and encodes 276 amino acids. The transcript has 8 exons. Gene Ontology annotation, cellular component: nuclear exosome (RNase complex); cytoplasmic exosome (RNase complex). Gene Ontology annotation, biological process: exonucleolytic trimming to generate mature 3'-end of 5.8S rRNA from tricistronic rRNA transcript (SSU-rRNA, 5.8S rRNA, LSU-rRNA); nuclear polyadenylation-dependent mRNA catabolic process; U4 snRNA 3'-end processing. The record is from RefSeq and is a predicted model, not a curated record. Lineage: Eukaryota; Metazoa; Chordata; Mammalia; Chiroptera; Vespertilionidae.
UACUUUCCACUUUUGGUUCAGUGUGGUUCAUUUCAGCUCUCCCGGUGUUCCUUUAACCUCAGUUUUUUAUUCCUUUCUGAUUUCAAAGAUGAAUAUACAAUAAAGGCGAUGGAAUAUAAGGAAGACCUCCGCGUGGAUGGCCGUGGAUGUGAGGACUACCGAUGUGUCGAAGUGGAAACCGACGUGGUGUCCAACACCAGUGGGUCUGCCAGGGUCAAGCUGGGUCACACGGACAUCCUGGUGGGAGUGAAAGCAGAGAUGGGGACGCCGAAGCUGGAGAAGCCAAAUGAAGGUUACUUGGAGUUCUUUGUUGACUGCUCAGCCAAUGCUACCCCUGAAUUUGAAGGUCGAGGAGGUGAUGAACUUGGCACAGAGAUUGCUAACACCCUCUACCGGAUAUUCAGCAACAAGAGCAGCGUGGACCUGAAGUCCCUCUGCAUUAGUCCUCGGGAGCACUGCUGGGUCCUCUAUGUGGACGUGCUGCUGCUGGAAUGUGGUGGAAAUUUGUUUGAUGCCAUCUCCAUUGCUGUAAAGGCUGCUCUGUUCAAUACAAGGAUACCAAGAGUUCGUGUCCUGGAGGAUGAAGAGGGGUCGAAGGACAUUGAACUGUCUGAUGACCCUUAUGACUGCAUCCGGCUAAGUGUGGAGAACGUCCCCUGCAUCGUCACCCUGUGCAAAAUUGGCUAUCGGCACGUGGUGGACGCGACUCUGCAGGAGGAGGCCUGCUCCUUGGCCAGCGUGCUGGUGUCCGUGACCAGCCAGGGCGUCGUGACGUGUAUGAGGAAAGUGGGGAAGGGCAGCCUGGACCCAGAGAGCAUCUUCGAGAUGAUGGAGACCAGCAAGCGUGUGGGCAAGGUGCUGCACACCUCGCUGCACAGCAUCCUGCACAAGGAGGAGAGCCUGGGGCCCAAGAGACAGAAGGUUGGAUUCCUGGGGUGAGCUGCACGUCAGCCCCCCACUCUGGAGCUGGUUUCCACUUUUUUUGUUUAAGCCGAAGUUUGUAUAUAUUUUUCCUAAUUAUGAAUUUAAAGCAACAUUUGUACGUGUAAAAUUAAAGUCUAUUUUCUGGUCUG